Molecule: messenger RNA, 2494 nt
Organism: Elaeis guineensis (African oil palm)
Lineage: Eukaryota; Viridiplantae; Streptophyta; Magnoliopsida; Arecales; Arecaceae
Product: microtubule-associated protein 70-4
Biological process (GO): cytoskeleton organization
Molecular function (GO): microtubule binding
Source: RefSeq, a predicted model, not a curated record
UUGGCAUCCAUCAAACAGCCGGCUGCAGCCGGCUUUCUUUUCCUUUUCUUCGAUUUUUUUUUAAAAAAAAUCUUCUCCCUUCUUAGCGACGAAACGCGCCUUCUCUCUCUAUCGAGUCAAAUUCCAUUGAUAAAAUGGCUUCUUCUUCACAGAAUCCAUCCCAUAAAUCCCCCACAAACCCCCUCGUUCGGUUGCUGGGCUUUUCUUUUUGGAACAGAGGAUUGCGAGGAAGAUGGGUAGCUUGGGCGAAGCUGGUGGAAAAGAGAUGUUUCCGAGCCGUCCGGAUCCUGUUAUGAUUGAACUCAAUCGAUUGGAGAACCAGCUUAGAGACAAGGACAGGGAAUUGGGACUUGCCAACUGUGAAAUUAAGGCCUUGAAAGUGGCAGAACUUAUGAAAGAAAAAGCCGUAGCGGAGCUUAGUAAUGAAUUGAAGAAACUUGAUGACAAGCUCAGAGCUGCCGAGAAGCAACUAGAGCAGAAGAAUCUUGAAAUCAAGAAGGCAAUCAAUAAGAAGAAAGAAGCCUUGGCUGCACAAUUUGCUGCAGAAGCAGCUCUGAGAAGAGUUCAUGCAUCUCAAAAGGAUGAGGAACAUCUUCCAGUUGAGGCUGUUAUUGCACCUCUUGAGUCUGAUAUAAAGAAGUACAAGAAUGAGAUUGCAAAACUUCAAGAGGAUAAAAAGGCUCUGGAACGAAUUAUGAAGUCUAAAGAGGCAGCAUUGAUUGAAGCAGAAAAUAUCUUGCACACUGUUCUUGAACGAGCAUUGAUAGUGGAGACUGUGCAAAACCGGAAUGUUGAAUUGAGCAGGCAAAUAGAGAUAUGCCAGGAAGAAAAUAAACUCUUGGAGAAAACGAAUCGUCAGAAGAUUGUGGAAGUGGAGAAGCUUACUCAAACCAUUCAUGAACUUGAAGAAUCUAUUCUUGCAGGUGGAGCAGCUGCUAAUGCUGUGCGUGACUAUCAGCGUCAGGUUGCUGAAUUAAAUGAAGAGAAAAGAACUCUUGAGAGAGAGGUAGCAAGAGCUAGCGUUUCAGCCAAUCGCGUGGCAACUGUGGUCGCAAAUGAGUGGAAGGAUGACAAUGAUAAAGUCAUGCCUGUCAAGCAAUGGUUGCAAGAGCGAAAAUUUUUGCUGGGGGAGAUACAACGGUUGCGGGAUAAGGUAACUGUAGCAGAAAGAACUGCUAAGGCAGAAGCCCAGCUCAAAGAUAAACUAAAUUUGAGGCUGAGGACAUUGGAAGAAGGUCUAAAGCAAGCAGCAAGCUUAUCAAUAAAGCAAGUUGAGAAGUCUGAGAAAAAAAUAGGGUGCUCUUCAAAUGAGGAACCAAAAAGGAGAUCGACAUCUCAGCCAAGGGCUUCAGUUGCUGCCUAUAAAGUCUCAGUGCUGCAGCAGCCUAAUUCUGUACCACAAGGUGUCGACACCAGGAGCCCAAGAAAAAGAUCAACAUCUCAGCCGAGGGCUUCUGUUGCUGCCUCUGGACUUUCAGUUUUACAACAGCCUAAUUCAGUACCAGAAGGCUUUGUCACCAACAGAAAUAUCAAACGAACAAAUAGCUUAAAAAAGAAGUUUGUUACUACAGAAAAUCUGGUUAGAAAGAAUUUAUGGGCUCCCAAAGGCAAAUUUUUUGAUGGUGAUGGGAAGGAGAAUUCAGAAAGAAUUACGAAUGUUCGUGAGAAUAUGAGUGAUUUUAUUCAAGUAAAAACAGAGAUUUCCCAAGAAGUUAGAGCCAAAGGAUGUGAUGACAUUGAGCCACAAAAUAAGGGUGGUUCAGAAGAUGGCUGUGACGUUACUGCCCAAAGAAAGACAGAGGUUUCACAAGGAGUUGCAACCAAGAGAUUUGGUGACGUCAAGCCGCAGAACAAGGGUGUUUCAGAAGAUGCCUGCGAAGAUAUGGUAUCAGGUUUUCUGUAUGACAGACUGCAAAAGGAAGUCAUCAACUUAAGAAUAUCACAUGAGGAGAAAGAUCGGCUGUUGAGUGCUAGGGAUGAUGAAAUCAAGUUGCUCCAGAAAAAAGUUGAUGCACUAACAAAGGCAAUGGCAGUGGAGUUGAAGAAGAUGAGAAGAGAAAUGGCAGCUAGAGAAAAGGAAGUAUCAGUCAACUCAGAGGAUACUAAACCAAGAAGCAAAACCCCACUCAUCUCAAGAAGAGCUGUGAAGCAUCAGGAACCCUCCACAAAUGCAAGAAGUUAAGUACUCUUUCAUCAGCCACACCCAGUGAGGUUCUCAUGUACAGCUUGGGAGAAUAUGAUGGUUCGUAGUUAAAGAAAAUUGUUUUUAUGGAGCGAGGGAGAAUGCAACUCUGUAAAACUUUAGACAUGCAUGUUGAAAAUUAUAUUCACAGUAUGGAAUGAGAGCACAUUCUGUUUUCUACAAAAAUAGCCAUUUAAGAUUGAUGCCAUAAAGCACUUGAAGCUGCUAAUGCUGUCAAUAUCUCUUGGUGAAAUGAUUGAGACUUUUAUGUAAACGUUCUGUCCUCGAAAGCAUUAUUUUUGUUAUUUGGAA